GACCGGAGCCAUUGCUUCCCUCCCUGGGAGCUGCCGUCAAAAGCCUGGGUGGGGAGGGACGGACGGCGCUGCCGGGCUCUACAGAACACGCCCCGGGCCGGCUGGCAGGCGAGGCCAGCUUUGCGGCCGGACUCCCCGCCCGAGAGCCACGCACGGGACGCGGCGGCCGCAUCGCCCGCCGGAGCCGGACACGCGGGGACUCGGAGCGGGUGCCCACCAUGGGCCCCUGGACGGCCUGGGGGCCGCCCGCCCUCCUGCGGCCGCAGGUGCCGGUGCUGGUGCUGGUGCAGGUGCAGGUGCAGGUGCUGGUGUUGCUGGUGGUGCUGCUGGCGGCCGCGCCUGCAGCGGGCAAGGGCUGUGUCUGCACGGACAAAGGCCAGUGCUUCUGCAGUGGUACCAAAGGGGAGAAGGGAGAGAAAGGUCUUCCCGGACCCGCUGGUUCUCCUGGUCUGAAGGGAUUCCCAGGUCCUGAAGGCUCACCUGGACCACAGGGACCCAAGGGCGCUCCAGGACUUCCAGGACUCACUGGUCCCAAAGGUGUAAGGGGAAUAACUGGAUUACCAGGAUUUUCAGGGCCUCCUGGACUUCCAGGCAGCCCCGGCUAUCCCGGACCUUACGGUCCUGCUGGCUUACCAGGAUGCAACGGUUCUAAGGGUGAGCAAGGAUUCCCAGGAUUUCCAGGGACACCAGGCUACCCAGGGUUCCCGGGUGCCAUUGGCUUAAAAGGAGAAAAGGGUGCUCCCGCUGAAGGAGAAGAUAUAGAAUAUGAUGGAAAAGGGGAUCCAGGGCUGCCAGGAGCUCCAGGAGUCCAGGGUUUGCCGGGCCUCCCAGGUUUUCCUGGACCUGUGGGCCCACCUGGCCCUCCGGGAUUCUUUGGUUUGCCAGGAACCAUGGGGUCUCCAGGACUUAAGGGUCACAUGGGUGAUAAUGUGAUUGGACAAAAAGGAGAACGGGGUGUGAAAGGAUUAAUAGGACCUCCUGGACCACCGGGAACUGUUAUUGUGACGCUGACUGGCCCAGAUAACAGAACGGAACUCAAAGGGGAGAAGGGAGACAAGGGCACCAUUGGCCAACCCGGACCUCCUGGACCCAGAGGACCACCAGGAGACUCUUAUGGAUCAGAAAAAGGUGCCCCUGGAGAACCUGGAUCACAGGGGAAACCUGGAAAAGACGGGGCCCCGGGGUUCCCUGGCACUGAGGGACCCAAAGGCAGCAGAGGCUUCCCUGGGUUAAGGGGCGAAGAUGGCAUUAAGGGAUGGAAAGGGGACAUUGGCCCUCCAGGAUUUCGUGGCCCAACAGAAUAUUAUGAUGCAUACACAGUAAAGGGAGAUGAGGGAACUCCAGGCCCUCCGGGCCCCAAAGGAGCUCGUGGCCCACAGGGUCCCAUUGGCCCCCCCGGAGAUCCCGGAAGGCCUGGGUCAUCAAAGCCUGGCCUCAGAGGAGCCCCUGGACCACCAGGCAUGAAAGGAAGUAAAGGGGAGCAAGGACCCCCAGGAAAAAAUGCAGUGGGGUCUCCCGGGGCCUCGGGUUGUCCUGGUUCACCAGGCCCUCCAGGGCUGCCGGGACCUCCGGGACGACCAGGUGACAUCGUAUAUCGCAAAGGUCCCCCUGGACAAGGUGGACAUCCAGGCCAUGUGGGGCCUCCAGGAAUCCCAGGUGUCGAUGGGCGCAAAGGGGAGCCAGGCCUCGUGUGCAUAGACUGUCCUUGUGUCCCAGGGCCUCCGGGUCUCCCAGGACUGCCAGGAUUUGAUGGCUUAAAAGGAACCCCAGGAGGACGAGGGGCAGCUGGCAUUAAAGGAAGCCCAGGGUCUCCAGGAAGUGUGGGUCUCCCAGGAUACCCAGGAUUUCCGGGUGCUCAGGGUGAUCCAGGACUGAAAGGAGAGAAAGGCGAAGCAGCUGGGCCAGAGGGAGAAGUGGGUAGUCCAGGGGACCCAGGGCCCAGGGGGCAGCCUGGAAGAGGCGGCUUGGAUGGAAUUCCUGGAGUCCCUGGAAUGAAAGGAUUACCGGGACCUAAAGGUGAACCGGCUCUCAGUGGUGAGAAGGGGGACCCGGGUCCUCCGGGGGACCCUGGCGUCCCUGGGUCCCCGGGACCCGCAGGACCAGCUGGGCCACCAGGCUAUGGACCGCAGGGAGAGCCUGGCCCAAAGGGCGCCCAAGGAAUUCCCGGAGCCCCUGGACCACCUGGAGACGCCGGUCCUAGGGGGGAGUUCAGUGUUUCAACGCCGGUCCCAGGGCUCCCAGGACCCCCAGGGCCCCCAGGCCACGCUGGCCCCCGAGGCCCACCUGGCUUCCCGGGAGAACCAGGAAAAUGUGAGCCAGGUACUCCUGGGCCUGACGGGGAUCCAGGAAUGCCAGGAAUUGGACUCCCUGGGCCUCCUGGACCUAAAGGAGACCGAGGUUUUCCAGGAACUAAAGGAGCACCAGGUUGUCCCGGAGAAAUGGGGAAGCCAGGGUUACCUGGAAAUCCAGGCCUCCCAGGAGCCAAGGGAGAACCAGGACUAGCCAUGCCUGGAGAACCAGGAAUACCAGGUUUUCCAGGAGAAAGAGGCAAUCCUGGGGAAAAUGGAGAAAUUGGACUCCCUGGAUUUCCAGGUCUCCCUGGAAUUCCAGGAACUGGAGGGCUUGAUGGACCACGAGGGGAUCCAGGGCAGCCUGGACCACCUGGAGAAAAAGGACUCCCAGGGAGAUGCACAGAGGGUCCCAGGGGACCUCCGGGACUUCCAGGCUUAAAUGGAUUGAAAGGGCAACAAGGUAGAAAAGGUGAAGCAGGACCAAAAGGAGACCCAGGGAUUCCAGGUUUGGAUAGAUCAGGACUUCCUGGAGAACCUGGACCACCAGGAAUGCCAGGUCAUCAGGGCGAGAUGGGACCACCUGGUCAGAAAGGAUAUCCAGGAAACCCGGGAUUUUUAGGGCCACCAGGUGAAAGAGGAACCAUUGGGAUGAUGGGAUAUCCAGGCACUAUUGGCCUUCCGGGGCCUCCUGGGACCCCAGGCUCCCCAGGACAGAAGGGUCGCUUUGGAAUCCCAGGAGCAAAGGGGGAGCGAGGAUCCCCAGGAGCCAAGGGAGAGAAAGGAGCCAAAGGACCUCCCGGGCCUUCUCAAAUAGCUCACUUACUGGGGGACAAAGGAGAGCCAGGCCUCAAAGGGUUUGCAGGACAGCCAGGUGAGAAAGGAGACAGAGGCAUUCCCGGGUUCCCGGGUUUAGAAGGACGCAGAGGGCCACCUGGACCACCAGGACCACCAGGCCCCAGAGGAGAUCCUGGAAGCCAUGGGAGUCCUGGAGAACCGGGCCCCCAGGGAGUGCCAGGAAGCAUGGGGCACAUGGGGGUGCCAGGCUCCAAAGGAAAGAGGGGAACUUUGGGACUCCCAGGUCUCCCUGGAAAAACAGGCCUCCCAGGUGUUCAUGGUCCCCAAGGAGAUAAGGGAGAGCCGGGUUAUUCAGAAGGCACAAGGCCAGGACCACCAGGACCCAAGGGAGAACCAGGAUUGCCAGGUGUCGUGGGAAUGAAAGGAGAAAGAGGGCCACCUGGGCCGCCUGGACAUUCAGGGCCCGCUGGACCUGAUGGAGUCCCUGGACAUCCCGGAAGUCCCGGCCAUCCAGGAAAGUCGGGUCCUGAUGGUGACAUGGGGUCGAGAGGAAUGAAAGGUUUCCCUGGAUUUCCAGGAACAAAAGGCCCUCCAGGCCCUCCAGGAUUCCCAGGAGACCCUGGCCCCAUGGGUAUGAGAGGAGACCAAGGAGGUGACGGGAUUCCUGGUCCAGCAGGAGAAAAGGGAGAAACGGGUUUGCUGGGGGCACUUCCAGGCCCAAAAGGGAAGCCUGGUGUUCAAGGAGCGAAAGGAGACAGAGGAGCCCCAGGCUUGCCCGGCCUUCCCGGCAGGAAGGGGGCAGUGGGAGAUGUUGGGCCUCGAGGACCCCCGGGAGUGCCAGGAUUCCCAGGGCCACCAGGUUUCCCUGGUACAGUCAUCCCUGGCCAAAAAGGAGACCGAGGCCCACCAGGCCCAAGAGGAAAUCCAGGUGAGCCUGGUCCCCCUGGACCUCCGGGGAGUCACAUCAAAGGCAUAAAGGGAGACAAGGGAUUUAUGGGUGAGCCAGGCCCAAGAGGCCCACCUGGAGCCGCAGGAGACACGGGGCCACCAGGUCCUCCCGGAGCCCCCGGUACUCCAGGUCUGCCGGGGCCCAGAGGUGACCCUGGGUUCCAAGGAUUUCCAGGCAUGAAAGGAGAGAAGGGUAAUCCAGGAUUUCCAGGAUCAAUUGGACCUCCAGGGAAAACUGGGCCCAAAGGGCCACCAGGUGUACGUGGAGAACCUGGCACAGUUAAGAUCAUCUCCCUUCCAGGAAGUCCAGGGCCACCUGGCCGAGCUGGAGAACCAGGGAUGCAAGGAGAACCUGGGCCACCAGGGCCACCGGGAGUCCUAGGACCCUGUGGGCCAAGAGGUAAACCAGGCAAGGAUGGAAAACCUGGAACCCCUGGACCACCUGGAGAAAAAGGCAGCAAAGGUUGUAAAGGAGAGCAAGGACCACCUGGAUUCGAUGGACGGCCAGGUUUGAAGGGGAUACCCGGUGACACCGGACCACCUGCAACCAGGACAACGAUGAGAGGCUUUCUUUUCACCCGCCAUAGUCAGACCACAGCAAUUCCUUCCUGUCCAGAAGGAACAGAGCCACUCUAUAGUGGGUUCUCUCUUCUUUUCAUACAAGGAAAUGAACAAGCUUAUGGACAAGACCUGGGAACUCUUGGAAGCUGCCUACAGCGAUUUACCACAAUGCCAUUCCUAUUCUGUAACAUCAAUGAAGUAUGUAAUUUCGCAUCUCGAAAUGAUUAUUCAUACUGGCUGUCAACACCAGCUCCGAUGCCAAUGGACAUGGCUCCAGUUACUGGCAGGGCCCUGCAGCCUUAUAUUAGCAGAUGCACUGUCUGUGAAGGUCCUGCGAUUGCCAUAGCCAUUCACAGCCAAACCACUGACAUUCCCGCAUGUCCCCAUGACUGGAUUUCUCUCUGGACAGGAUUUUCUUUCAUCAUGUUCACAAGUGCAGGUGCUGAGGGCUCUGGGCAAGCACUGGCAUCCCCGGGGUCCUGCCUAGAGGAAUUCCGAGCCAGCCCCUUCAUAGAAUGUCACGGAAGAGGGACAUGCAACUACUACUCAAAUUCCUACAGUUUCUGGUUGGCUUCACUGAACCCAAAAAGAAUGUUCAGAAAACCUAUUCCAUCAACUGUGAAAGCUGGGGAGUUAGAAAAGAUCAUAAGUCGCUGUCGGGUGUGCAUGAAGAGAAGACAAUGAAGAAAUAAAUGAAUAUAGAACUGUUAUUUUUCAUCUUAAGUAAUCAAUUGGUGGUGCUGAUAUUUAAAUUCUGGUUUUGUUGCUUCAAUCUCAGUUGCUCUGGAAGUGAAGAUGUGGCCCCAAAAGACAGCACAGACUGUGACCAUGGUCCGCAUCCUCCACUGCUCAAAUGACUGCUGUCAAGCCAUUUUUACGUUUAAAUGAAGAAGCACUUUUUAUACUCAGAUUACUUGUUUAGACUCACCUAAUAUUAAAACGUUUUCCUCUAAAAAUGUCUUACUGUCCAAAUUGCACUAUCCUGGCAUGGAGGGCUAAUGGGUCUCCACAAACCCUCCACAGACCAGGAGUUCUUGAAGUGUGGUCCCUGGACCAGAAGCAUGUGGAAACUUGUCAUAAAUGCAAAUUCUAGGCCAACUCAGACCUACAGAAUUAGAAACUCAGGGUAAGUCCCAGAAAUCUGUUUUAACGAGUCCUCCCGGUGAUUUCCAAUGCACCCUAAAGAUUGAAAAAAAAAACUGCUCUGGGCAAACACCCCCAAAAACAACAAGUGUACAGGCAGUUACCAAGUAGAGCUGGCUACAAGUGUUCUACCUGUCUCUCUCUUGCAAGUUCAAACUCACAAAUGAACUUAAGGUUAUCUAAUGUUACUAAUAAGAAAAAGCCCUAGAUUGGUGCUAAUGCCAAAUAACUGGCUGCCGCUUAUCCCCCAAUCUCCAUCUUUCUUGCCGUCUCAUCAGUGUUUAACUUCUGAGGAAGACAAGUAAUGCUAAAUUCCAAUGAAGCCAUACUAAGCUGCUCAAACAUACUUCUAAAACAUAAUGCUCAGUGCAUUACUUUCUAUAGUAGUAGCUUUAUAAUGUGAGUUUAUAAAGUUAUGAAGAUUUAACUUUGCAGAUAAAAUGUAAAAUAACUUGUUUCUUUUAUAUUUGGGGCUUCACCUUUGGAAUUUCACAGCUUGCUCAGAGAUCUCUCGUUUUGCAAGAUAAAUAUUAUUAAGUAACUUAUUUAUAAAAAGAAUUGCAAUAAUACAAUAUGUGAGUUUUAUUGCUAAUUUAACUUACAAAGAUUUUUCUAUGCAUCAAAUGUAACUUACUGCUUCAAAACAAUUUAAUAUUCACUCUGUAUCCAAAUGAAAUAUAUUUAAAAUAUAUUGAAUAUUUUAUAUUAUAUCUUGACAAUAUUACAAUAUUGUGAUGUACUAAUAUUUCUGUAAUUAUAGUGAAAAUAUAA
Molecule: messenger RNA, 6509 nt
Organism: Pipistrellus kuhlii (Kuhl's pipistrelle)
Lineage: Eukaryota; Metazoa; Chordata; Mammalia; Chiroptera; Vespertilionidae
Gene: COL4A3
Product: collagen type IV alpha 3 chain
Exons: 53
Coding region: 219-5279 (1686 amino acids)
Cellular component (GO): collagen trimer
Molecular function (GO): extracellular matrix structural constituent
Source: RefSeq, a predicted model, not a curated record